AUGACUGUCAAGGCGCUUCGAGUCCUUUUGAUAGGCAAGGGUGGACGCGAGCAUGCCAUCGCCUGGAAAUUGAGUCAGUCGCCGUCCGUUGCGCACGUCUUUGUCUGUCCGGGCAACGGCGGCACCGCUCGGGGUCGGGACAAUGUUUCCAACAUCCAAGCCCCUGCUGGUUCAGACUACGCCUCCUUGGUUUCGCUGGCGAAUGACUUGAACAUUGGCCUUGUGGUAGUCGGCCCUGACGAAGACGUGGUCGCGGGGCUCGAGGGGUUCUUUCGGCGCGGUGGCAUUCCUUGCGACGCCCCGACAAAAGAGGCUGCAGAGCUGGAGGGAUCCAAGACCUUCGCCAAAGACUUCAUGCGCCGUUGCGGUAUCCCAACAGCAGAGUAUCAGAACUUCGACGAUGUGGCGGCCGCGAAAGAGUACGUGAGGCGCGUCCAUCAUUCGGUCGUGAUCAAGGCCAGCGGUCUCGCAGCCGGCAAGGGUGUGAUUCUCCCAAGCACCAAAGAGGAAGCCUGCGAGGCUUUGGACGAGAUGGUGGUCCACGGCCGCUUUGGGGGCGCGGCAUCGUCCGUGGUCAUUGAGGAACUCCUCGAGGGCCAAGAAAUCAGCAUCUUGACGUUUAGCGACGGCAUAACCACCCUGACGCUACCGCCGGGCCAGGAUCACAAGCGCAUCUUCAAGGGGAAUCUGGGUCCGAAUACUGGCGGGAUGGGCGAGUACGCGCCCACUCCGUUUGUUUCGGGCGCGGAUCUCGAAGAAAUCGAAAGGAAAAUUCUUCGACCUACAUUCGACGGCUUACGAGCUGAAGGACGUGAAUUCAGGGGGCUACUCUUCACCGGAGUCAUGAUGACACCUGCUGGACCAACGGUCCUAGAGUACAACACCCGGUUCGGGGACCCGGAGACGCAGAGCGUGAUGCUCCUUCUGGCCGACGACACGGACCUUGCUCAAGUGCUCCUCUCAUGCACCAACGGCACCCUCGGAAAGACCAGCGUUUCGAUCAAGACGGGUUUCGCCUGCAACGUUGUCAUCGCCGCGGGCGGCUACCCUGGCGCCUACAGUUCUGGCGACGACAUCGAGAUCGGAGCGAUGCCACCCGACGUGGUGCUGUUCCACGCCGGCACGGAGCUAGUCGAUGAUGGCAAGCUGAAGACUGCGGGAGGGCGAGUCUUGUCCGUGGCGGCACACGGCAGGAGCCUCGAGGACUGCGUGGCAGCGGCAUACAAGGGCGUCAACGCUGUCCGUUUUCGGGACAUGUACUACCGCGAGGACAUUGCACUCCAAUGUCUUCAGGGCCAAUAA
Messenger RNA from Purpureocillium takamizusanense, 1302 nucleotides. RefSeq lists its product as uncharacterized. Gene Ontology annotation, biological process: purine nucleobase biosynthetic process. The record is from RefSeq and is a predicted model, not a curated record. Gene Ontology annotation, molecular function: ATP binding; phosphoribosylamine-glycine ligase activity; metal ion binding. NCBI's taxonomy places the organism in Eukaryota, Fungi, Ascomycota, Sordariomycetes, Hypocreales, Ophiocordycipitaceae. The transcript has 4 exons. The coding region runs from base 1 to 1302 and encodes 433 amino acids.